CUUGGCUUCUUCCCUUCUUCCUUCUCACAAGAUAGCCUCAUUGCCACCGCCGGCCCGCAGGCUCGCCGUCCGGCAACAUCCUGCUGAAGCCGACGUGGUGGUUCAAAUCCACAUGUCCAUUAUGCCGGAAUCCUUAUUCUCAGGAUAAGUUUGGUUCUUGGGGUUGGUUUUCAUCCGAGAUUGAGAGGGGUUUUACUGCAAUAACUUCGUUUCUCUUCGGAAAAGGGUUUUUGAAGUUUGGGUUUCUUUGGAUUAUCUCACCAUAAUUUUGAUUCAUGGCUUGUAGUAUUUGAUGAUGAUUCUCAGGUUCUCAGGUUCUCAGUAUUUGAUGAUGAGAAAGCCUAGUUUCAGGCGACCGAUUGCUCGAGGAUCUCAGGGGCUUCGAGAAUUAUUGGUGUUGAUGUGAACCUGAGAAAAUUCAAUCAAGAUUAUUUUUACGAUAAAGGUGCCGAGAGAAGAUUGCAUGCAAUAUCAAAUUCUGAAGAAUUAUUGAAGUUGCAAAAUGGAUAGAGACCGUUCUUGGAUGUAUUCGAGACUCAAUGAUGGGUUCAUUACGCCUAACUAUUUCAAUGGAGUUGAGGAUUUUAUUUCUUUUGCAUUUUCUCAACAUGAUUUCGUCCGUGGGAAUAAAAUUAGAUGUCCUUGUGUUGGUUGUCAAAAUAAUAAAUGGCAAAUUUCUGACAAUGUCCGCAAGCACCUUUUUCUUAAAGGCUUCUGUUAUGGUUACACUACUUGGAUUUCACAUGGAGAACAACCGACUGGAGAGUCAUCACAUAGUAGGGCUGACAAUGAACCAAUAUGUCAAGGGCAAAAUGAAAAUUUAUAUGCGAGGAUGGUUAUGGAUGUAGCAAUGGGAAGUUUUGAUUUUGAUGCUAAUCAAGGUAAGGAACUGAGGGUAGAAUGUGAAAGUCCAAAUCCAAGUGCUUCCAACUUUUUUUCUUUGUUACAAGACGCAGAUGAACCGUUGUGGUCUGGAUGUGUAAACUAUACAAAGUUAUCAGCUGUCUCUCAACUUUUAAAUUGUAAGGCUGAAUUUAACAUGAGUGAGUCAUGUUUUAAUCGUCUCAUAAAAGUUGUAAAGAGCAUGUUGCCAGCAGAUGAAUGUUUACUAGAAGAUUUUUAUAAAAUGAAGAAGAGACUGACAAAACUUGGACUUGGUUAUGUCCAAAUUCAUGUAUGCCCAAAAAAUUGCAUAUUGUUUUAUAGAGAAACAAUUGAGUUAGAAAUUUGUUCAAUAUGCGGACAUCCCCGAUAUAAGCCAAGUAAGUCAAGUGGCAGAAGACAAAAAAGGAUUCCUUUUAAGAUUCUGCUUUACUUUCCACUUGUACCAAGGCUUCAAAGGCUUUAUAUGUCUGCCAAAAUUGCUGAACACAUGACUUGGCAUGCAUAUAACAAAAGUAAUGAUAGAGUGCUUCGACAUCCAGUUGAUAGUGAGGCUUGGCAACACUUCAAUCUCACCCAUGAAUCAUUUGCUAUGGAACCUCAAAAUGUUCGGCUUGGGUUGUGUGCUGAUGGUUUCAAUCCAUUUGGCCCAGCUUCAAAACCGUAUUCUGUGUGGCCAGUAAUGCUUAAUGUGUACAACUUACCACCAUGGAUGUGCAUGAAAAAACCGUACAUAUUCCUUAGUAUGGUCAUUCCUGGAAAUCCAAAUCAAAACAUUGAUGUUUUUUUUACGGCCCCUAAUAGAUGACUUGAAACAGUUUUGGAGUGAUGGUUGUAAGAUGUAUGAUGCAUAUAGGAAACAAAAUUUUAAGUUACGUGCUGCAUUAUUGUGGACAAUUAAUGAUUUUCCCGCGUAUGGGAUCUUGUCUGGGUGGAGUACUCAUGGAAGAUUAUCUUGUCCAUACUGCAUGGAACAUACAAAGUCUUUUAUAUUAAAUCACAGUAGGAAGCCAUGUUUUUUUGACUGUCAUCGUCGAUUCUUACCUUCAGAUCAUCCAUUCAGGAAGCAAAGAGAUAAGUUCAGCAAUAGAGUGGAGUGUGAUUCUCCGAUUCCUCGAUAUUCACGGGAAGAAAUAUUGAUGAGAAUUAAUUCUCUUCCUAAUAUGACAUAUGGCAACAAUGUCAGUACUGAAAGGGUUCCAGGCUAUGGAGACAACCAUCAUUGGGUGAAGAAAAGUAUUUUUUGGGAUUUGACAUAUUGGCAUACCAAUCUUAUUCGCCACAAUUUGGAUGUCAUGCAUAUUGAGCGAAAUGUUUUUGAUAAUAUCUUCAACACAGUAAUGGAUGUCAAAGGAAAAACCAAGGACAACAUCAAGGCACGAAAGGAUUUGGAGUUGUAUUGUAGACGGCCACAAUUGCAUUUGAUUGAAAGUAAUGGACGGACUUUCAAACCUAAGGUAUCUUAUUGCUUGAGUAAAGAGCAAAAGAAAUGCGUAUGUGCAUAGGUGAAACAGUUGAGACUUCCUGAUGGUUUCGCAUCAAACAUAGCACAUUAUGUAAAUGAGGCCCAAAGCCAAUUAUAUGGGAUGAAAAGUCAUGAUUGUCAUGUAUUCAUGCAACGAUUGCUUCCGAUUGCAUUUCGAGGUCUUCUGCCCAAUUCAAUUUGGGAUGUGAUUACUGAACUAUCUCAUUUCUUUAGAGAUAUUUGUUCAACUGAAAUCCAUAUCGAUCAUAUGUUAUUAUUGGAAGGAAAUAUCAUUGAAACAAUUUGUAAGAUGGAAAAAAUCUUUCCUCCGGGGUUUUUUGAUAGCAUGGAACAUUUACCAAUACACCUACCGUAUGAGGCUAAGGUGGGUGGGCUUGUACAAUAUCGCUGGAUGUAUUCAUUUGAGAGGUAAUAUACUCUUCUAUCUUUAGGGUAUAGCAUGUACUUAACAUGCAUUUAAUAUAUGGUACCUAUUAAUGCUAAAGUGGUUUUAUUAUAUAUAAUUUUUAGAUUUUUGCAUCAUAUCAAGAAGAAGGUGAAAAUUUUGGCUUGUGUUGAGGGAUCCAUUUGUGAGGCAUAUGUUAUUGAAGAAAUUUCAUUUUUUUGCUCAUUAUAUUUUGAACCCAAUGUGGAAACAUACUUGAAUCGUGUUCCACGUAAUGAUGAUGGUGGUGAUAUGGAACCAAUGGGACGUCUAUCAAUUUUCACACAUCCCGGGAGAUUUCUCGGUGCGAAGCCAUUAUUUUGAUAUCUAAAAGAUGAUGAGUACUAUGUUGCAGAAUUAUAUAUUCUAAUGAAUUGCAUGGAGGUCACCCCCUACAUUGACAUCUUUGAUGAAAUGGUUAAAGGAGAUUCUCCUUAUAUAAGAGAAGCUGAACUAGAGAAAGUGCGAAAUACAAGAUUUGCACAAUGGUUCAAAAAUUAUGUUCAGAUUCAUAGAGAUGAAAUUGAUGAUCGUCUUAUUGAGAUUUCUUAUGGCCCAGCUCGUAGAGUACAAUGCUACAAAGGAUACUUUGUAAAUGGUUUCAAGUUCCAUACAAAGGAAUAUGGGGAAACCAAAAAACAAUGAAUAGUGGGGUACUUGUGAAAGGAAGUUGCUACAAUGACUAUGACCAUGACUUAUAUGGCAUUUUGAUAGAUGUCAUUGAGUUGGAAUAUUUUAGUGCUGGAAAUAGGGUUGUACUUUUCAAAUGCCAAUGGUUUGAUACAGACAAAGGAGUAAGAGUACACCCCACUCAUGACCUUAUUGAAAUUAAACACACUUCACUUCUUCGAAGUGGUGAGCCAUUCGUUUUGGCUGCACAAGCUACACAAGUUUAUUUUGGUUAUCCCUCAACUUUAAAAAAAGACGAGAUUGGUGGGCAGUAUUUAAAACGAAGGCUAGGAGCACUUUUAAUCUUUGUCCUAUUGAAGCUAAUAGAGAAAAUGAGAAUGAUCUUAAUAGAGGGGUAUAUCAAGAAACUGAAGUAUCUUUUCGAAGUCAUGUUACUCUUUCAGAAGAACUCGAUGACCCUGCAGUUCUAGUUGAUGGUGAAUUUGAGGAGGUGAAUUCAUCAAUAAUGGUCGAUGAUGGUGAAGAUGGAGAAGAAAAUGGAAAUGAUGGGUCAGAAGAAGAAGAUGAAUAUAGUGAUGAUAGUGAUGAUGAUAAAGCUACUGAAGAUGAAUUGCAACAUGAAGACAAUGAGUUUGCAUCCUCUGAUGAUUAGUCAUACUAUUAAUACUUUGCUUACUACUUAGAGGAUAAUAUUGUAUUUCUGAAUAUUUUGCUUACUAUGUAUUGUAUUGUUAUUUUCAUAUUUUGCUUCUUGUAUGAGUUUUGUGAAACUAAAAUUUAUGCUUUUAAUAUUUGCAUUCAAAUAUGUUCAUUUAUUUAUAUCUAACUUUCAAAUAUAUUUUGCA
This is a messenger RNA of Dioscorea cayenensis subsp. rotundata (Guinea yam), 4267 nucleotides long. RefSeq lists its product as uncharacterized. The transcript has 9 exons. NCBI's taxonomy places the organism in Eukaryota, Viridiplantae, Streptophyta, Magnoliopsida, Dioscoreales, Dioscoreaceae. The record is from RefSeq and is a predicted model, not a curated record. The coding region runs from base 503 to 1690 and encodes 395 amino acids.